Podarcis lilfordi (Lilford's wall lizard) is the source of this 39703-nucleotide messenger RNA. NCBI's taxonomy places the organism in Eukaryota, Metazoa, Chordata, Lepidosauria, Squamata, Lacertidae. The record is from the annotation of a GenBank genome assembly.
AUGGCUUUCCAUUCAGGUCAGUCUCCCAUCUGGCUUUCCAUUUCUCUCUAACAGCAUUUCACAGCCAUUGCGCCCGACAGUCCCCCAUUGGCCUGGUUUGGUGGGCUUCUCCUUCAGAAUUGUUUUUCUUCUUCGGCAAGCUUUGGGGUUGCUCCAGAUCUACUGCUACCUCUUGCAGGGGUGGGGCCAUUUGAACACCAGAAACCAUUAAUGAAGAUUGUUUAUUUUGCUGCUUGAAGUUGCCCCAAUAUUGUGCCUCAUUCAGCCUACUAUUAAUAAGACUGCCUCAAGGGAAAUCUUUAAAAAUGUAGUAUAAACACCGACAAAUGGGAAACACUUGCCUGUGAGUGUUCCAAUUGGAGAACAGCCUUUUCUAAAGCUGUCAUGGGCUUUGAAGACACUCAGACUCAGGACGCAAGGGAGAAACAUGCCAAGAGGAAGGCACACUUGGCAAACCCUCACCGUGAUCAACUCCUGCCCAGAAACCAAUGUCCCCACUGGAAGGAUGUGUGAAUCCAGAACUGGCCUCCACAGUCACUUACGGACUCAUUGUUAAAGCCGUGUUUAUGGAAGACAAUCUUACUCUGCUACGAGUGAUCGUUAAAGAAAAAGAAGAUGAUUAAUAAUAAAAAUAAAUAAAUAAUGAAUACUAAUGUUCAAUGGCAGCUUAGCCUCACAGAGUGGUUGCAAUCCAUAGCUUGUUUUUAGAGUCUGCUAGCCUGGUUUCAGUAACUCGUAAUAUGUUUUUAAUAAUAAAUAAUAAAUUACAGUUAAUAAGUUACGGAUUGCAACAGCCCCGUGAGAGGCUAUGCCACUGAGCAGCAGUAGGUGUGGGAUUGUUAAUAAUAAUAAUUUAUUUCUAUGCUGCCCACCUGACUAGGUUGCCCCAGCCAUUCUGGGCAGCCUCUAACAAUCAAAACAUUAAGCACAGUAAAACAUCGAACAUUAAAAACGUCCCUGUGGGCUGUUCCUUCCAACCCUAUAAUUCUAUGCUUCUAUGAAUAAGGGAGGCAGGGAGAGAAGGGAUUCAGUCCUUUGCCCAGUGCCACUCUGCAAGCAGCAGAGAAGGCGCCAGGUUUUUUCCCCCAACCUGCAGGAGGACAUCCACUUUGAUGCUGAUCCCAAAUGUGAAACUUACUGGAGCAGCAGACGCAGUGGCGUAGCGUGGGGGGUGCAGGGGGGGCCGGCCGCACCGGGCGCAACAUCUGGGGGCGCGCGCUCGCACCCUAAUCUAGUGGAAGAGACUCGAGUGCUAAAAUCCACGGGUUAGGGGGCGCAAAUUACUUGCCUUGCCCCGGGUGCUGACAACCCACGCUACGCCACUGAGCAGACGUCACCCUGCCCGCCCUCCUUGUAAAAUUGAAACUGGGUGUUGUGGCAAAUUGGUACCUUGGUUGCCACAGUUGAUGAGAGGGAAACAAAGGCCGCCCCCUUCUCCCUUUGGCGAAGCUUUUCCUUCUGUGAAUUUGGCAACAGGCAGCGAAAGAUCCGGCUGAGCUUUGAUGGCGUGGGUUUCAAAGAAGGUGCUCCAGCUUCUUCCUCGCAAUGAGAAACAGGUGCCUGCCCAUCUUGUGUAGGCUGAAUGGCAGCUUGCUGGCAUGUCUGUUCCUGUCUAGUUGCACCUGCUGAGCAGCUGCCUCUCCUUAAAAAAGAGAGAGAGAAUAGGGUUGGUGGUGAAAGGAGACAGGCACACACCAGACGGGUUGCUUGCUUGCUUGAAGCAUCCCCAUGUUGCCUUUUGGGUCAGAUUGCGCGGGGGGUGCCUUUUCAAACCGCUCUUCCUUCGCGUGCACGCGGGCGCGCGGCGGAGGUGCGGGGUCUCUGCGUUGUAACAUUUACCUCCCAGCUCUCCUGCAAGGAGCUACAGGUGGUUCUUCUAUCCCUUCCCCCAUUUUAUCCUCGCAGCAGCUCUGCCGGUUGGUUAGCGGGCAAGCACCCAGCGAGAUGCGCGGGGAUGCUAGCCUUGCUCUCCCCCAGGCCCGACAGUCCAACACCUUCAGCCGCUGUUACGCCACCCUGGGCCACCGGGGCCUUAGCUUCCAUCUCCUUCUCCUAGAAAUUGAACCAACCAGCCGAGCCCAGGACUUACUGGCUUAAAAAAAUGUGGGGGCGGGGGGGCGGGAGAAAUCCCACCACGUUCUUCUGUUAGACGGCGAGGGUCCAACCACGCGCGGAGCUGUGCGUCUUGCGCACCCCUUGGAGACUGGAGAGGUACCCAAAGCGGUGCAAUUUUACGCGCUUACCCGGAAGCAAGCCCCACGGGACCCUGUCCCGUCAAUUCCCUCAGAGGGCCGCAGAGGGGCCAACUCUUAGGGGCCCAAGGUCCAAGCCCCUCAAUAAAAUAUUCGAGGGGGCUGGGCCUCCCCGAAAUUGAUGGGUAUUGCCAUUCAAAAAUAAUGUGUGUGUCCGGGUCUUGCGAUCCAUUAUGUAGGGCAGGGCUUACCUGGACACACCCCCCCAUAUGUUAUUCAAUUGGCACUCCUGGAGAGGGCCCACUCCCCCCUGCUGGGCCAGAGGGACCCCAUCUUGGCUUCUGGGCUUAGGCGGAGAGCAGGCAGGGCCGCCUCUGAAAGGCGGCGAGGCCUUGCCUCCCGCUGCCGGUAGGAGUGCCUCCCGUGGGCCGAGCCCCGCCCCGCCCCGCCUGUUCUCCCCGCCGCCCGGGGCGGGAAGCGCAAGGCAAGAGAUGGGACAGGACCAGAGCCAGCCCAGCCACCAGACGAGGCACCGGGGAGCACCAGACGGACGCCAGGGACCCCGCUUCCGCGGGCGGGCAAGGUGGGCAAAGAGAGUCCCGGGAGGAUGGGGGUGGGUUGUGGGCUUUUCUCCUUGGGGUUUUCCCUGCUGCGUUGUCCUCACCCCACCCCACCCCGCCACCUCCAUCCCACGACUCUAAGGGACGCGUUUACGCAUUAGCACCCUCUUCCCCCUUCGCUUCAAUGUUAACUCAUCUCCCAGGGGCGCUUCCAGGCCGGGAAGAUGGGGGGGGGGGCUGGGCUCAAUGUUUGUUGUUGUUUAGUCGUGUCCGACUCUUCGUGACCCCAUGGACCAGAGCAUGCCAGGCACUCCUGUCUUCCACUGCCUCCCGCAGUUUCUUCAUAGCUUCGAGAACACUGUCCAACCAUCUCGUCCUCUGCCGUCCCCUUCUCCUUGUGCCUUCCAUCUUUCCCAACAUCAGGAUCUUUUCCAGGGAGUCUUCUCUUCUCAUGAGGUGGCCAAAGUAUUGGAGCCUCAGCUUCAGGAUCUGUCCUUCCAGUGAGCACUCAGGGCUGAUUUCCUUCAGAAUGGAUAGGUUUGAUCUUCUUGCAGUCCAUGGGACUCUCAAGAGUCUGCUCCAGCACCAUAAUUCAAAAGCGUGCUUUGCAAUAUUUCAGCGAUCGCAAACAGGACCUUGGUGGCAGGUUUGGCUUUUUCUAGUUCGCGUGACAGGUGUGCGCAGAGGUUGUACGAUGACGCCGUCGAGUGAUGGUCCUUUCUGGCUUGCUUGCGGGCCGGAAGGCUCUGUGACCUCGCCUCCAGCAGUUGACACCCCAUCUUUCCCUUUCCCCUCGCUUCCCACCAAGGACGCUUCCUGGGUAGGAUCUAAUCACUGCCUGGCAAAUGUAGCUACGAGUCUUUUAAUCGUUUGUCGUGGGUUCGAGCCCUGCGUUGGGUGAAAGGUCCCUGCGUUGCGGGGGGUUGGACUAGAUGACUCUUGGGGUCUCUGGAGACUCUACAGUGCUGUGAUUCUAAAUUCUGGUUGUGCAACUGCCCUUGAUGCGGAGGCCUUGUGCAAUAAAUAAACCAGUUGCCCUGAAAGAUUUGGUGAUUACAACAGGGAUGUGGAAAUGCGCUUGGUAAUGCAAUGGAGGUGACUGUUGCUUGGCUCAGCUUCUUUAUCUAAUCCCCUGGCAAACAAAGCAAGUAUGGAUGCUCUACCAUCUUUGGGUAGCUGAAAAAUUGUGCAACCCUGCUCUUGUGCUACCCAGGAGAAGGAGAUGAAUAUGGAGGCAGCAGACACUGCUCCUGCAGCAGCCACCUCUGCUCCUUGCUUGCCUGCGCAGCACAGGCAGGGCUACAGAGGCAGUGUGGUGCAGUGGUUAAAAUGUUGGACCCAGGACCUGGGAGGCAAAGGUCCAAAUUCCUACUCAGCCGUGAAAUCCACCAGGUGACCUUGGGCUGUCUCUCGGUCCAAACUACCUUACAGGGUUGUUUUGAGGAUAAAACUGGGGAGGGGAAGAACUGUGUACGGCGCCCUCAGCUCCUUGGAGGAAAGGCAGGAUGAAAAUGUGAGGAUAAUUAUAAGAAAGGCCAGCUGGGAGUUGGAACAGCAGCAGCAGCAGCAGCAGCUGUUCUCACCUGUCAGCUCCCUCUGGCCAAGAACACUGGGUCCAUCUCAUUCUGAGAGUCUGUGGCGGAGUGAAUGGAGGCAGCUGCUUCUUUGAACAGCCACUUACCUGCUUAGGGUAGGAGAUGGUGCUGCUGGUUUGCUGGGAGGAAGGGCGCAGUGACCCAGUGGCAACUAGGCAAGAUUUGGUGCCAGCAGUUGCCAGUCUGACAGGGACAACCGCUAAUCCUGUCCCUGCCCCAUAGGGCAACCUCAAGUAAAGGAGGUUACCUGAGCCUGUAAUGACUGUGCGGAAGAAGGAACAUCGUUCAAGGCAGGGGUGGGCAGCCUGUAGCUUUCAGCCUGAGUUUGGGGGUCUUCAGCCUGGCUUUGGCCAUUCAGUCCUCUGGCAGGAGAAACCUGCCUUUCCUCCUGUGGCCUGCUAGACAGGAAGGUGACGGGUAAUGAGACAGAGGAGGUGGCAGAUUGAUGGGUGUUUCCCCCCCGCCCCCACAACAGAUGGUCCCUGAGGAAACGUGGUCCCUAACAGAUGGAGAUUGCCCACCCCUGGCCUAACAGUGGUUGGACCAAUUUAAAAAUCACAAGGAAGCAAAUUUGAUCAGUUGGUUAGAGCACAGUGCUGAUAAUGCGAAGGUUGCAGGUUUGAUCCCUGCAUGGGACAGCUGAAUAUUCCCGUAUUGCAGGGGGUUAGACUAGAUGAUCCUCAGGGUCCCUCCCAACUCUACAAACCUAUGAUUCUAAAUUUAAUAUAGGAGCGACUGCCCUUUGCUUUUGUUUUAAAAGGCAUUGUAGGAAAAUGUGCCGCUGGUACAGGACAGGGUAGGAGACCCGUCUUCAAUACAGCUGCAGCCUUAAGAUGGGGCCAGCCAAUCCAGGGCCGGCCCUGUCAUGAGGCAGAGGGAGGGAGCUGCCUCAGGAGGCAAAUGCUGACAGGUGAGGAGAAGGCAGAGCUCUGUGUGUGUGACCUGGUCUGCCUUGCACCCCCUGAGAUAGCCUGCUGCCUUCAGAGGCAGUGGUGGAUGCUGUUGUGCUGCCAGCAAAGUAAGAUUCAGCAGCUAGUCUGCUUGGCUCUUGUCCACAGAAUGGGAGGGACUGCCAUCUUGUCCUUUGCCUCAGGCGGCGAAAGUUCUUGGAUUAGGGCCGCGGCAGCCCUGCAUAUACUUACCAGGCAGUCGGCCCUUUUGAACACAAUGGGACUGUUAUAGAAACCCACAGUUACUUGUUGUGAGGGGAAUAUUGUGAGUGGAUGCAAGGUCUUUUCACAAUGGUACCACUUUAUGAAAUCCUUUCCCCAAGUUUUUCUGACACUUUCUUCUUCUUACUUUCAGUGCCAGGUGAAAACCAUUUAAUUUGCCAAAGGUGUUUUUUAAAAAAAUCUGUCUAAGAGCAGUGGACUCGUAAUCUGGUGAACCGGGUUUGAUUCCCCGCUCCUCUACAUGCAGCUGCUGGGUGACCUUGGGCCAGUCACACUUCUCUGAAGUCUCUCAGCCCCACUCACCUCACAGAGUGUUUGUUGUGGGGGAGGAAGGGAAAGGAGAAUGUUAGCCGCUUUGAGACUCCUUCGGGUAGUGAUAAAGCGGGAUAGCAAAUCCAAACUCCUCUUCUUCUUCUUCAGCUUUAAAAAAAAUUCUGUGCUGCGCUCCUCCCCACCAUGUUCCACUGUUUUCAUUAUUGUAAACCUCCCUAAAAUCCCUAGAGCUGUAGAGUUGGAAGGGACCCUGAGAGUCAUCAAUCCAACCCUCCGGCAAGGCGUAGCUCCCUGAGGGCUUUGGGGAGAAGAGCAGCCGGUACUCUUUUUAAGCUAACCUUAAAAAAGAAGACGAAAGAAAUAGAUAAAAACACGCAAUAACAUUGGGGACGUAUAAACUGUUGAGUGAGGUUGCAUGUGCUUCCCAUGUGCGCCACAUCCCAUUCAGCCUGAAGUUUGAGUGUGUCUAGUAGAAAAGACUGGAAGUUGCCCAAAACCUUGUUGGAACAAAGCCUCAGCAGCCCCUUCUGGCUCCAGCACCAACUCAGGGAUAGGGAAAUUCAUGCCAUUCCAUACCCUCCAACAUUUCUCCAAGGAAAAUAGGGGCAUCCUAAGGAAAAGCAGGACAUUACUGGAUGAAAUCAGAAACCGGGACGGUUUCUCUAAAUCAGGGAUGUCCCUGGAAAACAGGGACACUUGGAGGGUCUUCUAUCCCAGUGUUGUUGGACUCCAGUUCCCAUCAGGUUCAGCUAGCAAGGCCAAUCGAUGGUAAGGGAAGAUGGUGAGCAACACCUGCGGAAGGGACACAGGCUCCCUAUCCGUGCACUAAUUGGACAGACGAAUCUUUGGGUGCCCCUAGACUGCUAUUCUGGGGUGGGAUUCAGUCACAUAGCCAUAAGUGCAGGUUGUUCAUUUACAGUUCAUUGGGAUCAAAAGACCAGACUCAUGGGCAUUGCCAGGAUUUACCUUGUGGAACACCCUUCCAUCAAAUGUCAAACAGAUAAAACAACUAUUUGACUUUGAGAAGACAUCUGAAGGCAGGCCUCUUACAGGAAGUUGUUAAUAGUUGAUGUUUUAUUGUGUUUUUAAUGUUUUGUUGGGAGCUGCCAAGAGUGGCGGGGGCAACCCAGUCAGAUGGGUGGCUAAUAUUGUUAUGAUUAUGAUUAUUUUAUUUAGAGGGUGUCCCGCGCCCACGACUGGGAAAGCAAGGCAAUGCAGUACAGUACCUGACUUCUGUUAGCUUGGCUGUCAAAACCUGUGGCUGCCAGUAUUAAUCAAGAUAGUAGAAAACACUGGAGGAAUAUUGCUUCAUCAGCGUAUGUGGUCAUAUUCCACUAUCUCUUGGGAGCGGGAUUAUUAUAUUCUCAGGAGUAUUCUGAAAAAGUGACGCCUUUCUUGCUCUGACUAAAUAAUCUUGGUGUGGAAGUCUGUCAAAAGCCUGUUUAAACGAUGAAAUGUCUUAAUCAGCUUUCUCACUGCUGGCUAUAAUUACCUAAGUAGGUGUCACAACUCUGCAUUGGAUUGGGUGUGCCUAAUGGACCUUUCGUCUGCUUGGCUCAAAACGUGCCAAAAUCUGAGCUGGCAUUGUCUCUGCUCAUUGCAUAACAGGCCGGAGAGAAAGUAAUUCAAAAGAAAGUGAGGUGAAACCUUGUGUUUGCUGCUCUUCGCCUGGAGUCUGCUAGCCUGCACCUUCCGAAUUUUUGAACUGGGCAAAACCCUAUUCUUACUCUGGAACCUCAGGCUGGUGAGGCAAAUGUGCCACUCUGUACCUCUCUCAGCUUGGCCCUCACAACACUACACAACUCACAAUUCCUUCACCAGCUGCUCCCACUCUCCCCAGGACACAUUCCUUGCCAGCCCUGCUUUGCACCCUCCUGGCUGAAAUGUGCCUUUGAACUCUGAUAAUGCCUGCCUGCAAGUUUCUGUAGAAACUAGCCUGCCAUACAAAAUUAACAUUGAUGUUUGCUGUUCCACCCACUUUUGCCUGUGGCCCCCGGAAAGUUGCCCAGAAGCAAAGGUGGCCCUUGAGAUUCCAAAGGGUUCCUCACACAACCUCUGGAGAGAUAUCCAGAUGCUUUUCCUUAGCACUUUUCUCAUGUCAAACUCUGCCCACUGUGGCUUUUGUCGUCAGUUAAAAACUGCCAUCUUGAUCAGGAGCAGUUGGAAAGCAAUCAAUGCUCCCCUUUUGGUUUCAGAUAGUACAGGGUUUCCCAAACUUGGGUCUCCAGCUGUUUUUGGACUACAGUUCCCUCAUCCCUGACCACUUGUCUUGAUAGCUAGGGAUGAUGGGAGUUGUAGUCCAUUGACAGUUGGAGACCCAAGUUUGGGAAAUUCUGACAUAGUACAUGGGUAGAUAAGUCUGAAAAAAGCCCCAGACACAAAUUUUCACAGCCCUCUAGCAGGUAUGGUGACUUUCAUUUGCCAGAAGUAAUGUAUUUAGCAUUAACUCUGGAAAUGUAUACUCAAUUCUGACCAAACUAAGCCUCCUGAAGUAUAUUUUGCUCUCAGCUGUUUAGUUUGGUCUUGGCCACUUUAGAUCUGGACUGUUUUAACACACUAGCAACACAUCCUGUGGAAUUCUAUCUGUGAUACUUUAUCUGCACAAUCAGAAUGGAUUUCAGGAACCAAAAAUGGACACUAGGCGUUCUGUUUUGGCAACUGUAACCCUGGUUUAAGGAGCCAUUUGGCCCCUAGCUUAUAUAUCUGAGUUUCUAACACUACUAGAGGGCAUUACUGCUUAAAAAUCUCUACCUACCAUCUAGGCAGCACAGUAUUGUUCAUUCUAAGAAAAGACAGGUGGAAUUCCUAUAUAGCAAGGAUGGAGAAUCUGUGCCUCUCCCAGUGUUGGCGGACUACAACUCCCAUCAUCCCUGACCACUAGCUGUGCUGACUGGGACUGAUGGGAGUUGGUGUCCCACAACACUGGGAGGAUCGCAGAUUCUGUUAUAUGGCAUAUUAAGGAAGCGUUGCAUCAACAGAGCAAUUCAACUACCAGGUUACCCGACUUCCAACUACAGGUUUAAACUCGGAGAUGAUUCUUCUCCACUGUUUUCUUCUUUUAGACAAGGGUUCUUUUUUUAAGUCCCUCUGACCCAGGGAAACUUUUCUGGCCAGAUUUGUUCCAGGGCCUUCCUGGGGAGAUCUCAGAAGCUCACCCACAACCCAAGGCAAUGUGGCAGAGGCAGUUUAUGGGCACCAUGCUGCAGGGGCCUCCACAACAGUGCUUUGAAAGGGAGCGCAAGAGGCAGCUGGCGCUGAAUUUUAGCAGCACACAGGGUGUCACUGAAAUGUGAGAGCCCAAAGUCCACCACUGAAUAUUACACCUUCUUUUCUCUUCCAGGGGAGCCUCUGUAUCUGUUGAGCAUCUUUAUGUUAUUAUUUAGACAAUUUCUAUACCAGUUGCUGUAGAACUUUGCUCCAAAGUGGUGUAAAGCAAACCUGAAAAAACUGCCACAAAAAAAUACAUAAUCAUCAUCUUCUCCUCUUCUUUGGCGAUCACUCGUAGCCGAGUAAGAUUGUCUUCCAUAAACACGGUUUUAACAAUGAGUCUGUAAGUGACUGUGGAGUCCAAUUCUGGAUCCAAACAUCCUUCCACAUUGGUUUCUGGGCAGGAGUUGAUCACGGUGAGGGUUUGCCAAGUGUGCCUUCCUCUUGGCAUGUUUCUCCCUUGCGUCCUGAGUCUGAGUGUCUUCAAAGCCCAUGACACCUUUAGUAAAGGCUGUUCUCCAACUGGAGCGCUCACAGGCCAGUGUUUCCCAGUUGUCAGUGUUUAUACUACUUUUUUUUAGAUUUUCCUUGAGACAGUCUUUAAACCUCUUUUGUUGACCACCAGCAUUAUGCUUUCCAUUUUUAAGUUUGGAGUAGAGUAGUUGUUUUGGAAGACGAUCAUCAGGCAUCCGCACAACAUGACCAGUCCAACGAAGUUGAUGUUGAAGUUGAAGAAUCAUUGCUUCAACACUGGUGAUCUUUGCUUCUGCCAGUACUCUGAUAUUAGUUCGCCUGUCUUCCCAAGUGAUGUGUAAAAUUUUUUCGGAGACACCAUUGAUGGAAUCUUUCGAGGAGUUGGAGAUGGCAUUUAUAAGUGGUCCAUGUUUCACUAGCAUACAGUAAGGUUGGUAGUACAAUAGCUUUGUAAACAAGCAUUUUGAUUUCCCUGCGAAUGUCCCGGUCCUCAAACUGUACUUCAAUCAGAAGAAAGCCGCACUCACAGAGCUCAGGCGAUGCUGGAUUUUGGCAUCAAUGUUGGCCCUUGUGGAAAGAUAGCUGCCUAGGUAGGAGAAGUGAUCGACAUUUUCCAACGUUACACCAUUGAGUUGGAUUUGUGGCACUGCAGAGGGGUUAUUUUGUACUUGUUGGUGCAGCACUUUGGUUUUUUGGAUGUUGAGUGAUAGGCCAAGCUUUUCAUAAGUUUCUGCAAAGAUAUUAGGAUGGUUUGGAGGUCAUCCUCUGAGCGUGCGCACACUACGUUGUCAUCAGCAUACUGAAGCUCUAUGAGGGAAGUUAUGGUAACCUUACUCUUCUCUUUCAGCCUCCUCAGAUUGAAGAGCUUUCCAUCUUUUCGAUAUAUGAUUUCUACUCCAGUGGGGAGUUUCCCUUCGACAAAGUGUAGGAUCAUGGCAGUGAAAAUAAUGAAUAGAGUUGGGGCAAUAACACAACCCUGUUUAACACCUGAUUCCACUGUGAAUGGUUCACUUUGAGAGCCAUGGUUAUCUGCAAUUGUUGCUGUCAUAUUAUCAUGGAGGAGUCGAAUGAUGUUUACAAAUUUAUCUGGGCAGCCAAUUUUCAGAAGGACAGUCCACAGGGCAUUACGAUUUACAGUGUCAAAAGCCUUAGUCAGGUGAAUAAAUGCCAUAUGCAGGGGUUGGUUUUGCUCUCUGCAUUUUUCUUGAAGCUGUCAAGCGGUGAAAAUCAUGUCCACUGUCCCCCUAGAAGGCCGAAAACCAUUUUGGGAUUCAGGAAGGGUCACCUCGGAUAUUGUUAAGAGAUGGUUUGCUAAGAUCCUUGCAAGAAUUUUGCUGGCUGCAGCUAACAGAGAGAUGCCUCGAUAGUUUCCACAAACAGUUCUGUCACUUUUUAAAAAGAGAUUGAUAAUUUUGGCAUCCCUAAAGUCUGCUGGGAUCUCUUCUCUUUCCCAGAUUUUUUGGAUGAGCUUGUGAAGUUGUUGUGUAAGUUCAAUUCCGCCCACUUUGAAGAUUUCGGCAGGUAUCCCAUCAGGUCCACUGGCUUUGUUGUUUUUCAUUUGGUUAAUAGCUGUACACAACUCUCCCAGAUCUGGAGAUACUGCAAGCUCAUCUCUAACUUGUUUUUGCGGAAUCUGAGAGAGGAUCUCAGCCACUACGGGGGAGUUGUGGUUAAGGAGAUGUUGGUAAUGUUCUUUCCAGCGCAGUGCAAUAGCUUCUUUAUCUUUUAGAAGUGUGAUACCGUCUGCUGAGCAUAGGGGGCAUAUGCCAUGAUUUAUUGGCCCAUAGAUGGUCUUUGUGGCUUUAAAGAAACUCUGUGCAUCAUGAGUGUCGGCUAAGUGCUGGAUCUCUUGAGCUUUUUUUAUCCACCAGGCAUUUUUUAGUUCUCUGGUUCUUCUUUGAACCUCAGCCUUAGCGUUGGCAUAGGUUUUUUUCUUAGUGGCACAGUUUCUAUCUCUUUGCCAAAUCUGAAUGGCCUUCCUUUUCUUGUCAAUCAUGUGUUCAAUCUCACUGUCAUUCUCAUCAAACCAGCCCUGGUGUUUUUUGGUUUGGUAUCCAAUAGUUUGUUCACAGGCUGCAAUAAUGGAUGUUUUUAGCCUGGUCCAAUGUUCCUCGAUGUUAUCAGGGAAUUCUGAAAGCAGAUGGUCCUUAAGAGUCGUUUGGAAGCAAUCCCACUUAAGGGGAUCUUGAAGGGCUUGAGUGUUCAUUUUGUGCCUUGGUUCACUAAGUAUUGAUAAGCAUAUAGUAAUAUCAGUUAUGUCACCUUCUGAUGUGCACAUGCACUCAAUAACCCCUUGCUUCCUAGCUCUCGCCCAGGAUCCCACCCAAGCACCCUAGAGGAGGAGGAGGAGGAGUCUGGAUUUGAUAUCCCACUUUAUCACUACUCUAAGGAGUCUCAAAGCGGCUAACAUUCUCCUUUCCCUUCCUCCCCCACAACAAACACUCUGUGAGGUGAGUGGGGCUGAGAGACUUCAGAGAAGUGUGACUAGCUCAAAGUCACCCAGCAGCUGCAUGUGUAGGAGCGGGGAAGCGAACCCGGUUCACCAGAUUACGAGUCCACCGCUCUUAACCACUACACCACACUGGCUCUCCCCUACAGCCUCAACGAACUCACUGAUCAUCCCGCUGCCCCCCCAAAAAUCACACUGAAGAAGGUGCACUCUAGGCUUCCCUUUACAACAGGCACCGAGGUUCAUGGAGUUUCUGCAAACUGCCCAUUCAGCACUGAACCAGCUGCACAGCCAGUUGUUCCAGGCUGCAGCAGGCUGGGUUGGGUGACUUUCCCAGGGAGUCCAGAAGAUGGCAAAUAGGACACCCCUCCACUCACAGCUCUUUCUCUGCACACAGCUCCUCUUCCAGCCCCCUUCCUCUGUUUCUCUUAUCGCUCUCUUAUCGCUCUUCUCUUCUGCAACAACUAAAUGAUUGCCUGUAGCUGCUCCAGAGACCGCAGCAGAGAAGGACUCCUUAUUCAGGCUAAUGAUGCACAAAUGCCUGUGUUUUGUCAUCUUCUCUGGAGUCAUGUUUCUCAUCUACCUUUCCAGGUAGAUGCUGCUGGAACGAACACCAGAACGGCAAGUGGGUGGGAGCAAAAAGAGGCAGGUAUAAUUCAGUGGCUUGGCUUGAAAUCUGGAGAACUCAGGGUGGAAACGCCUCAUAUUGAGAGCAAGCUUGGUGAUUUCAAGCCUGAUGUCUGUUGACUUUAAUGGCAUCUCUUGUUCGGUCUGGGACUUGCAGUGUUUGAAUUAAUGAUAAGAUAUUGGAAAUGUGGGAUUGGAGGAAGAGGAGAGGACCUCUGCAAGUGUAUGUUUACAUGUUUAGUAGAGUUGGCACCGAUUGCACUAAAAGCAGUUGCAUAGCUUCCUUAAAUAUGUAGAUUACCUAGUCCUGAAUGCAUUCCUAACAGGUUCCUGUUUUAAAAUAACUGCUUACUAUGGAAUCAGGUUAGACUUGGUUAGACCUUAUUUUGCAUGUUAACAAAAUGCAGAAUGAUGUUCCACCACCAUUGCAAUAUGCUGAUCUUUGGAACUGAUAACAGUGCCUCUGAACUGUUGCAGUAGCUUUGUAUAUUUAAUAUAUGUGCUGUUAUACGAAACAAAUAAUUGAAAAAGAAAAGAGUGAAUGAAGGUGACACAAAGUGGGCAUAAACAUGGGGGCAUCUCCACCAAACCCUGGGGAGGACCAACUGCCAUAAUUUCCCAAGUCCUUUAUAAAAGGCUGUUGAAAUAUACUCGGAGUCGAAUGUGAAUUUCAUGCUCUUUAUUCAGCUCAUAGUGGUGAGGAGGAAUGAAAGUUUCCCCAAAAUAUCCGCUUUAUAUACAUUAUUUACACAAUGGGUCGCACGUGAUUGGCUAAUUCUGGGAUUCUCCUGUAGGCCAAUCCAGUUGCGGAUUCACUUCCACCUGGAGCUGGAUUGGGUGGCUCCUGCGGACCAAUCAUACUGCUGCAUUGUUCUUGGACCAAUCAGACUGCUGCAUUCUGAUUCCUAUUGUUCUAGGACCAAUCAGACUGCUGCUUUUUGGAUCCUAUUCAAUUCAGUACAUAAUACCCGUAUAACUUUACUAUGGGAAAAUGUAUUUCUGAUCCCCCCAAAGUUAGGAACAUUUAGUUUUCUUUAGUUGAUAUAUCUUUCCUGGUCAAACAGGAAGGCUUCUUCAGGCUUUACUGUGGAGGCAUCGCCUCAGAGCUACUCUGCGAAAGGGCACAAGCAAAUGCUCCAGUACUUGUAGUUUGCGUCGAACCGUCUCAGACCUGAAAUUAUGCCUGCAACCAAGCCUAAGCCUGUGGAACUGGGAUAAUUGCAUAUCCUAUCCAUGUCUACCAUAACUUUGGUAACUCCCAUCACUCCAGGGCUGGGAUCCAGGCUGGCUGGGGGUUGAUGGGAGAUGCAGUUGACAACCUGAGGGAGGGCGCCAUGUUGGCUGUCCCCGCCUCCUCUUCAUUCUUGUCCCCCUUUUUUCCUUGUCUCAACUUUUACAUGGAAAGCCCAUCAGGGUUUGAAAUUCACCAGGCGCAUUUUGCGCCUGGCUAUCGUUGGAUCUGGACUGUUUUCACGCACUAAUACCCCAUCCUGUAGAAUUAAUAAUAAUACAGUGGUACCUCAGGUUAAGUACUUUAUUCGUUCCGGAGGUCCGUACUUAACCUGAAACUGUUCUUAACCUGAAGCACCACUUUAGCUAACGGUGCCUCCUGCUGCUGCGCCGCCACCGCUGCACGAUUUCUGUUCUCAUCCUGAAGCAAAGUUCUUAACCUGAAGCACCAUUUCUGGGUUAGCUGAGUCUGUAACCUGAAGCGUAUGUAACCUGAAGCGUAUGUAACCCGAGGUACCACUGUAAUAAUAAAUUUUAUUUAUAUCCCGCCCUCCCCAGCCAAGACCGGGCUCAGGGCGGCUAACACCAGAUAUAAAACAAUUGAUUAAAAUACAACUUAAAAACAAGAUUAAAAUACAACAUUAAAAUGCAGCCUCAUUUCAGUAGAAACUCAAAUCAAAAACUUUUGGGGGAUAAAAACAUCAAAUCUUCACCAAGGCCAACUAUCCAGACUGGUCCCAUGUGCGCCAGAAAAAAAAGCCAGGGAAGUCCCCACAGAAGGAGAAAGGAAAGAGGGGGAGGGGAUCAAGUUGAUUCCAAGCCAAAGGCCAGGCGGAACAACUCUGUCUUACAGGCCCUGUGGAAAGAAAUCAGAUCCUGCAGGGCCCUGGUCUCAUGAGACAGAGCAUUCCACCAGGCUGGGGCCAGUGUUGAAAAUUCAGUCAGUUAUAUUUUACCUGCACAAUCAGAAGCAAUUUCAGGAACUAAAAUGCUUUUUCUGUGCAGCCUGAGCAGGAGCAGUGAACGACGUUACAGUGCAUUGUUGUCGCUUGUCUUUCUUUACCCUGCCCUAGUGCCCUGCUCAAAGUUGUGGAGAAUAUUCUUACGUUAUGAAUGGUCCAUGUCGUCAUUAGGAAAAAGAGGUUGGAAUAGGCUCCUAUGACCCUGGUCCUCUAAACUAGCCAGGUGUUUAACUGAGAAUCAAUCACAGUCAGUCCAUCCUUUGAAAAAUAAGGCAUUGGGGCCAUCUUGCCCCAAAAUGGCAACUAGACUUUCUGUUUUGGCAGCUGAAACUCUGGUUUCAGGAGCCCUUUGGUGCCUAGCCUGUGUAUCUGAAUUUCUAACAGAUUGUUGUACAGAUCUGUCGUCAUGUGCACCCUGUAAAAUGCCAGGCACACUGUUGGUGCUUCACAUCUGUAUGUAUAUAUAAAAAAAUUGCACAGAACUGCAGUUUCUGCGAUCAAACACUUUGAUUUGCAUUACACUAAGUAAGGUAAAGGUAAAGGGACCCCUGACCAUUAGGUCCAGUCAUGACCGACUCUGGGUUUGCGGCGCUCAUCUCGCUUUAUUGGCCAAGGGAGCCGGUGUACAGCUUCCAGGUCAUGUGGCCAGCAUGACUAAGCCGCUUCUGGCGAACCAGAGCCGCGCACGGAAAUGCUGUUUACCUUCCCACCAGAGCGGUACCUAUUUAUCUACUUGCACUUUGAUGUGCUUUCGAACUGCUAGGUUGUCAGGAGCAGGGACUGAGCAAUGGGAGCUCACUCCGUCGCGGGGAUUCGAACCGCCGACCUUCUGAUCGGCAAGUCCUAGGCUCUGUGGUUUAACCCACAGCACCACCCACAUCCCAAGUAAGGUAGAAAUGCAUUUAAUUUGCUCUGCUUCCUCCACACCUGGCCCGCACUGUGAACCGUUCCCUACUUGCACUGCUAAAGGAUGAGGACUGACUCUUAUUCUUUCUCUGCAGCAAUUGACAUGAAGCAUUGCCUACACCUUGUGGCUGCCCUCUUUGCUGCAGUAGCCAUUUGCGUACUUCCUUGCCACAGUGCCAAAGUCCUGCUGGUGCCCACCAUCGUCUUCGACAGCCACCUGCAUAACUUUGUACGGGUAGCGGAAGCGUUAAGCAGCCGGGGUCACGAUGCCGUCCUCCUCCUCCACGAAGGUCGAGUCGUGGAGCCUUUUCCCCGGGGCUACAGAGUGCAAGAUUACCAAGGGGUCUUCAGCACGGAAAGCGCCGACGACUGGCUGCAGGAGUUGCUGAAGCGAGUGUUUGAGGGGAAGAUGACCUCCAUGCAGCUCUUUUCCAUCCUGGAGAAAUACCUGGAGAACUGUGACUUGAUACUGGGAAACAAAAUCCUCAUGCAGCAACUUCAGAGUGAGGUCUUCGACUUGGUCUUGGUCGAUCCCAACGAAAUGUGUGGCUUCAUUGUCGCCCACGUCCUAGGUGUAAAAUAUGUGGCGCUCUCCACUGGCUUUUGGUUUCCUGCUGAGAUUGGAGCCACUUCACCUGUGGCCUACGUCCCCGAAUUUAACUCCCUGAUGACUGAUCAGAUGGGCUUUUUCGGCCGGACUUGGAACAUCGUGGUUUUCAUCAUCUCCCGUGUAGCCACCAGGCUGUUCAUCAUGCCCAAAUUUGACCACCUAAUGGCGAAACACGGGGUGGAGCCGCAGAAAUCCAUGCUGGAGCUUAUCCAGGGCUCGAGCCUCUUUUUCCUGUGCAACGAAGUGGUGCUUGACUUCCCGCGACCUUUGCUUCCCCAUGUGGUUUUCACCGGGGGGAUUCUCACAGAGCCUGCCAAGCCUCUCCCAGAGGUAAGUAAAUGGAACGCGAUACACCCAGUGGCAGAUCUAUGGUAUGUGGGUGGGUGGAUGUGGGGCAUUUGUCCACCUAAAUAAAUAUGAAUUCCUGCAAGAAGAGGGGUGUAUGCGGAGAGGGUGAUAAAAUUUCCUCCUUUGUGCUGCCCACUCCCCAAAAUGGCUUGGAACAGUCCUUGUGGUGGGUCAUACAGAGGGAAAAGGUGAUGGUGAUAAUCAUGCCCUGCAAUGGGUGUCCCCCCCCCCAAAAGUGAUAAUAAUUAUGAUGGUGAUAAGGACUCUCCACUCUGCAAACAAUUGGGGAGCAAUCUGGGAAAAGCUGAUAAUAUCGACAACGCCUUUGCACUGGCCUCUUCCCCCACCCCCCAAAAAGAACCCAACAACUUGAGAACAAUCAGGAAUUAAAUGAUGGUGCGACCUCAGCACUGAGCUCCCCCUGCCCCCCCCCCCGCCUCCCAAAAAACAAAACCUGGGAACAAUCAGAGGAAAUGUGAUGCUGAUAAUUAUGCCAUUGCCCUGGGCUGCAUGCACACAUACAGAUAUGCGCCGACAACUUAGGAAUAACUGCUGCUGUGCGGCAGGCAUCCGAAACAAGAAGAGGAUGCUACAUCCUCCCAUCACCCUCAUAUUCAACUGUGUGUCUUGAGAUGUGGAGGGAAUUGCGGGAAUCGCCCAUCACUCAUUUUGCUCCCUGCCACACGGCCGGCAGGCAGCAAAAUGAGUGAUGGGUGAUUCCCACAAUUCCCUCCACAUCCCAACAUACACAUUUUUUUUUUUAAAAAAGUAGCUGCCUGCCGACAGCUUCCUGUGGAUGGAUGGUAGCAAAACAAAACAAGUGGAGCAGAUCCUGAGCAUCUUCCUCCACUGCUCCACAUACACAUUCCCCCAAAACACUUCCAUGACCAGAGCAGCUGCUCCCUGUUUGCUCCACAAAGCCACUGAGCAACAAAGCAAAGAGAAGGCAAGCAGGCCCCAGCAGUCCACCUCCGGUAUAGAUAGCUCCCUGCACAUUAAACUUUGAAAUUCUCUUUCUAGAAGGGCUAAAGACUUCCUUUUUUUUUUUAAAAAGGCUCAGAGUCUGAAGCCCCUGUUGGCAUGUGUCAUAGUGCAAGGUGCUCUACAUGGGGCUACCUUUGAAGGUGACUCGGAAACUACAACUAAUCCAGAAUGCGGCAGCUAGACUGGUGACUGGGAGUGACCGCUGAGACCACAUAACACAUAACCUGGGCUGCAUGCACACAUGCACACUAAAGGAUCUUCACUGGCUCCCAGUAUGUUUCCAGGCACAAUUCAAAGUGUUGGUGCUGACCUUAAAAACCCUAAACGACCUCAGUCCAGUAUUCCUGAAGGAGCAUCUCCACCCCCAUCAUUCAGCCCAGACACUGAGGUCCUCCUAAGGGUCUUCUGCUGGUUCCCUGACUGUGAGAAGCGAAGUUACAGGGAACCAGGCAGAGGACCUUCUCGAUAGUGGCGCCCUCCCUGUGGAUCACCCUCCCUUCAGAUAUCAAGGAGAUAAAGAACUACACAACUUUUAGAAGGCACCUGAAGGCAGCCCUGUAUUGGGAAGUUUUUAAUGUUUGAUGUCUUAUUAUGUUUUCAUAUAUGCUGUAAGCUGCCCAGAGUGGCUGAGGAAACCCAGGCAGUUGGGUAUAAAUAAUAACAUUAGUAGUAGUAGUAGUAGCAGCAGCAGCAGCAGCAGCAGUAGUAGUAGUAGUAGUAGUUUGUGGCCUAAGCUCACACAUUGCAGGUCUGUCCCAGAGCCUACCCAGACAGGUCGGGGUAUAAUUAAUAAAAUUAUUAUUAUUACUCCAAUUGCACCAUUACAAAUAUAGACCUGUUAGGGUUAGGGUUACUUAUCCCUCACAGCUCUGACUUCAUUCAUUGCUUAAAUCACUGGCAGGUGACUCAUUUAACAAAGAAUUGCUUAGACAUUGCACAUUAUAGAACCAUAGAACUGUAGAGUUGGAAGGGACCUCGAGGGUCCAACCCACUGCAAUGCAGGAAUCCAUGAUGUGCAGUGAAAUUUUUCUUAGAGGAACAGUUAGGGCCAGAGGUGCCAGCUUGCGAGAGCGAUUGGGGAGGAGGAAUGUCCCAAUGUUGCACAGGUGAGCAUCGCACCUCCCUAAGCUUGGGAGAAGCUUCCCGGGCUUUGGGAAGGAGGCACCAGGCUUUAAUUGAAACGUAAAGCAGUGCACAGGGAUGAGUAAUAAAACCAUAGAAUUGUAGAGAUGGAAAGGAACCCAACCCCCUGCAGGAAUAUGCAGCUGUCCCGUUUGGGGAUUGAACCUGCAACCUUGGCAUUAUCAACACCAUGCUCUAACCAAUGAGUGCAGUAGUUGAAUUUUCUGUCACCAUUCAGGUUUAUGGAAGGUGACUUUCUGCAGCAAGGGAACCUCCUGUCCCCUGCAAGUGCCUCUGAGCCUUUGAGGAACCUGAUUUUCCAGAGUUACGUAAUGUGUCGGAGCAUCAGACUCCCAACUUCAGGCCUUCCUAGAGUUGCGACGUGACCUGAAUUGCAGCAGGAAUGGAGCUAGCACAUUCAUCCCCACAACCCUCCCCCCCACACCAUCAAAUAUUAAGUAAACAUUCUUUUGCCACGACAUGGAUGCUUUGUGUGAGCAAGGGAGACCCGGGUAACAAGUGGUUUUAAAUAAGAAUUGUCCCGCGAUUCCUUUCCUCUGAUAUUCUUUCAGUGCAGAGAGAUUUCUGAGUUUGGUGCUUUUCAGAGCCCUGACAAAGAGGAAACUAGUUUUGCGGCGUCUGCUGUCUUCAAGGAUGGGGAUCCCACAGGAGAAGGGCAGAGAAGUCCAACUGCUUUGCCAGAACUCCUGGCAGGCCACCAUGUAUGGUCUUACCUGGGCUUCUAUUCUCAGCUGAAUGGUUUGAAGUCUCCCAUCCAAAUGCUAACCAGGCCUGACCCUGCUUAGCUUCCGAGAUCAGGCACGUUCAGGGUAGUACAGCCAUAGACCUGAAGGGCUUGAAGCUAGAAAGCUUGAUAUUGCCCUGAUGUGCAAAUCUGGGGGUGCUUUUAUACGUGCAGGGCCUGCGUCUCUGGAUGGAAGCCGCAGAUGCUGGUGUCGUCGUGGUCUCCUUUGGAAUCGGUAUACGAGUCCUGCCAAAAGACCUGGUGGAAAAGAUGGCCGGGGCGUUUGCUCGCCUUCCCCAGAAGGUUGUGUGGAGGUAACACCGGUUAUUUCGUGAUCUGUAACUGCAUUGUGCUUGCGGAGAGCCACAAAGCAGAGGAGGGAUGCCUCCGCACUGCCGUGGAUUCGUGGAAUCUGCCCCAGAUCCCAAACAAAUGGGGGCCAUGUUCUAGAGGGGCAGAACCGAUCUGGACACCCCAUCAGGCUGCCUUUCCCCCUUUUUCUCUGCCUUUGGCAUUUUGCUGCCUCGGGGAAAGGCCAAGAUGGUGCUGAGCAUACAGAAGCCAAUUGGACCGUCAGUUGGACCUUAACACCAAAGCUAUUAAUGGGAAGCCAAUUGCACCUGAAUAGGGUGGCAGAAUAGUUAUGGGGGUACGGGGUGGGCUCACACAGCUCCAUCUGCCACCAGCAGGGGCCUCAGGAGGAACAGCUGUGGGGGGCUGUCACAACCUGCUUCCUAGCAUCUGCCCCCACCUUGAGGAGGUCAUCUCACUCUGCCAAAGGUCCAGCCCUUCAGAUGAGAGUCGUCCUAGACAUCAAGGACCAGGCUGUUUGAGAAUGCACCCAGACACAGUAACUGCCCCUUCCAGUUGCCAAAGAGCACCCUGACGUGAUUCUGUGCACGUUUACUCAGAAACAAGUCCCUCUGGGUUCAGGCAGAUUUGUUCUAAAGGAAGUGUUUAUCUUCCUUCUUAUACAGUGGUACCUCGGAAGUCGAACGGAACCCGUUCCGGAAGUCCGUUCGACUUCCAGAACAUUCAGAAACCAAGACGCAGCUUCUGAUUGGCUGCAGGAAGCUCCUGCAGCCAAUCAGAAGCUGUGCCGGACGUUCGGGCUCCAAAGAACGUUCGCAAACCGGAACACUCACUUUGCGGUGUUCGGGAACCGAAACGUUCGACUCGCAAGGCGUUUGUCAACCAAAGUACGACUGUACCUGUUUGGCACACUCCUGCCACCACCGGUGUUCCCAGGAAAGCUGCUCCUAGUGGGAUUCUCCUCCCAACAUUUAACACAGCUGGGUUGCUUUCUCAAGCAGCUGGAGGGAUGGUGUUCUUUGCCGUUGGAGUGGAGCAAACAAGAGAAAUUGUUUGUGUGUGCACUCUGGCCAGAGAGACCAAGAGGUAGCAUAUAAAGGUAAAGGUAAAGGGAACCCUGACCAUUAGGUCCAGUCGUGGCCGACUCUGGGGUUGCGGUGCUCAUCUCACUUUAUUGGCUGAGGGAGCCAGCGUACAGCUUCCGGGUCAUAUGGCCAGCAUGACUAAGCCGCUUCUGGCAAACCAGAGCAGCACACGGAAACGCCGUUUACCUUCCCGCCAGAGCGGUACCUACUUAUCUACUUGCACUUUGACGUGCUUACGAACUGCUAGGUUGGCAGGAGCAGGGACCGAGCAAUGGGAGCUCACCCCGUCGUGGGGAUUUCAACCGCAAAUUGAGACCAAGAGGUAGCAUACAGCUGGUUGCAAUUUACCCCUAAAUCUUUAGUUGCAGUCAACUGGUAUUUACUUAUCUUGUCGGUACCCACGUUUGAGAUAUUUUCUUCCUGCCAACCGUAAAAGCGGCUAGGGUAAGGUCUUGGUACGGGACAUGGGAGAAGGGUUAAGUGGUUAUUAUAUUUUAGACAGCAUUUUUUUUUAAUACAGAACCUGCACGUAAUUGGCACUUUCACCCUAUGUAUUAUUACAUCACACACUAUGUAUUGUUAAGCGUUUAUCGUUUCCUCUCAUUCUCCCCUGAGUUCAGGUGGGAAGGAACUUAUUUUAAGUGACGGAUCUUUUGCUCUCCCCCUCCCACUGUCCUUUGGCAGAUACUCUGGUCAGAAGCCAUAUAACUUGGGUGAAAACACACUGAUGAUGGAUUGGCUGCCUCAAAACGAUCUGCUGGGUAAGUGAAAAGGGAUCAGCCAAACGAGGGGGUUGGACUAGAUGGCCCUUGGGAGUCCCUUUCAACUCUACCAUUCUAUGAUUCUAUGAGAGCAAGUUACUUUUCCUUGCCCGGAAGGAGAAAGCAAACCGUGCCCUUCUCCCUCCAUACCCUAUGUGAAUAAAUGAACUGCUUCAAUGUCUUUUCCAGUCUUGGAUAACUGGCAAAGCUAAUGGGUUUUUGUUUUUGUUUUCUCCCAUAACAUUGCUGGUCCAGGAUACCUGAAUUGAUUUAAGACCAUAGUUGAGCAUAAAUCUCCCCUCCUUUCAGCCAAAUGCCAGUGAUUUGUGCUUUAAAAAAAGUUAUGUGCUUAAGGGGGCAGAUAGCAGAGCAGCUGAUGUUUAUUUAGUUUGGCCUUUGGGUGUUACAGUGCCCUCUUCAGAUUUUGGAAACCUUCUUCUUCUCCUUCUCCUUCUCCUUCUCCUUCUCCUUCUCCUUCUCCUUCUCCUUCUCCUCCUUCUGUUUGGCCCUGUAUAGUGGGUUUUCUUUGUAACCCAAAUAGAUCUAUUUAUUUUUUCAUAAAAGUAUUUUUAUACUUCCUUUUUGACCCUAACAAGAAUUACAUGAAAGCUCGCCAGUUUACUGCUCAAACAUUCAGGUAUUGCCAUACAGUGGUACCUCGGGUUAAGUACUUAAUUCAUUCUGGAGGUCCGUUCUUAACCUGAAACUGUUCUUAACCUGAAGCACCACUUUAGCUAAUGGGGCCUCCUGCUGUUGCUGCGCCGCCGGAGCACGAUUUCUGUUCUCAUCCUGAAGCAAAGUUCUUAACCUGAAGCACUAUUUCUGGGUUAGCAGAGUGUGUAACUUGAAGCGUAUGUAACCUGAAACGUAUGUAACCUGAAGCGUAUGUAACCCGAGGUACCACUGUAUGGCUAUAGCAGUCACCAGCCUGUAUCAUCAGAUAUUACGAGAGCUUACAUAAAUAAUAAUCUGAUUAAAGAGCCUUUUAAUAAGGAUGUGCCAGCGAUUUUAGGACCUCCCUAUGAUGGGAUGGAUGCAUGGUUUGAGUUACUGUCUUCAGAGCUUCUGCAGCCUUAUUCAGCUUCCAGUCAGCCAUGCAUAGAUAUCAAUACCAUUUUUAAAAGUAUCUAGUUAGACAGUGUAAAUCAGAUGUGUCCACACCAUCAUUUGCCAACUCUGGGUCUCUAGAUAGUUUGGACUACAACUUCCAUCAGCCCCAGCCAACAUGGUUAAUGGCCAGGGAUGAUGGGAAUUGUAGUAUAGCAACAUCCAGCAGGCGCCAGUUCCAAAGAUUGUUCUACACUUACAGCAGUGGAAUGGCUUGAUUGGGGCGGGAAUUCAAGGCAUCUGCUAGUAAGGUAAAAUAAGGACACAAAACCGGCCGUGCAAACUUUUGUUAAUCUUUACAGGGAGCACAAUACCUUAAUCGGGACUGAAAAGCACUGGUCGUGGUUGACUUUAAGCGCUGGAAUUAACAAGAGAACUUUGUGGUGACUGCAUUGUGGCCAAUGCUUUUUGGGGAAAGAGGGAGAGCUGUGGCGGGAGGGUGUCAACCCUUGUGUGGAAAAACUUCAACUUGCGUAACUUGGGAUGCAACGAAAUGUUGCCUGUAAACAUAUUGAUAGGAUAAGUUCAACUGUCAGUAACGCAAGUGGUUCAGAUUUAAGCGUUAUAUUUCCAGUCAGUACAAAGGGCAAUAGCAAUCUUCCUUCAAAUUACAAAUUAGUCUGUGGGCUGUUGUAACGUAGCCAUACGACAGAGAACCAUAGAAUAUGAUGUCAGUCCUUUGUAAAAUUGAGGCCCGUGCAUCAAUAGCUUAGAUUUUUCAGAGGAAUGUCCUAGUUUUGGAAUUGACUGAUCUAACUUAGACAAAUGUUUGGCUCCCUUUCAUCUAAGUACCGGUAAUUAUAAAACUAGACUGCAUCUGUCUAUCCAAUUUCAGCACAAUUUGCAGAAAACAUUUAACGGCAAAUUUCUACAGUCCUAAUCUCAGUGGACCUAAUGGUCAGGGGUCCCUUUACCUUUUUUUAAUCUCAGUGGAUGGUUGUCAGCUAAGCUUUCCUCAGAGAAAACCAUUGAAAUUAAUAGUAUUAAGUUAGUUGUGCCUCUUAAUUUCAACGGGUCUACUACUCUGAAUAGCUUGCGUGCCUCAUACCGAGUCAGAAAACUGCAUAAUAGACGGUGUUUAGCAGAUUUGGUAAUUCAAGUAGAUAUUAUGGAUGUGAGCUUUUAACAUUGCUCGAUUUCUGCUGCAGGCCACCCCAGUGUGAAAGUCCUUGUGAGUCACUGUGGCAUGAACAGUAUAUUUGAAGCCAUUUACCACGGGAUUCCAGUUGUGGGCUUCCCUUUCUACGGCGACCAGUUUGAUAUUAUGACGCGAAUUCAGGCGAAAGGGAUGGGUAUCCUCGUGGACUGGGGCCGGGUGACAGAAGACAGCCUCUACGAAACUCUGUCCACAGUAACGACUAACCCAAGGUAAGUCAGCCUAAUAGCAGCCUUAUUCAAAGAAGAGCAAAGGAGUGAAUCGUUGGUUACUGCAUUAAAGAACUGCAAGAGUGGCCCCUUAGAUAAGUUACGGUACUUUCUGUUUUAGCCCCGCCCCCUUUACCUUCUCUCAAAGAACCCUGGGAAGUGUGGUCCGUUACGGGUGCAGAGACCCCUAUUCCCUUCACAGAACUACAGUUCCCAGAGUGCUUUAACAGUCAAUCCCUCCCCAAAGGGUACUCUGGAAAUUAUAGCUGUGAGGUGACUUGGGGCCUCCUAACAACUCUGACUUUUAGGAGACUACAUUUCCCAUGGUUGUUGGUUUUUUGCGGGGUUGGGGGGGGUAGCCAUGGCUGUUCAAAAUGGUAUGAUAUUGUUUUUACAUACCAGUAGUGGUGAUGAGGCCUAUGGUUCUGUGACAGUGAAUGAACCAUGCACUUUAUUUCUCCAGUUAUAUGGAGCACUACUCAGAUACACCCCAACUCAAUUAACUGUUUUUGAGAGAGGCAUUCAUUUUGCAUGUUUGCUUCUCCGUCUCAUGGAUUCAGCUGAUAUAGACAGAUUAUUCUGUGGGUGGGUGGGUGCAGGCACCAGGAGAGCCUGUAGCGCUGUGGUGAAUUGGCCAGGUACCAGUAGAUGCCUCUGCUGAAGAGAUACAAGUUUGUCAUGGAGGAAUCUGGGAAAUAUGCAGAUGAAUUCUAUGGUGUCCUGUGCCGGUCCUCAGGAGGAGCCCAUGGGAUGCAGCAAACCAGGCCACUUGCUGCAGCCACAGCACUAUGGAGAGCUCCGAGUGAGCCUCGUGCUCCAAGGAGGGCCUGAGGUGAGCUGAGGCCAUUUGAGCCUCUGCUUCCAGUCCACCUCUCCUGAGCUUUGACUCCUUUGUUGGACAACAUUGCUAAUACUCUGGCUUGAAGAUGGACACUUGACCUUCGCCCUCGGGCCUCCUGCCUGGUGUGCUUCUUGCACCACUGGACUGCAAAGCUCUUCACACCCAGGGGAAGGUCUCUGUGAAAGUCCAGGCCACAGUUCUAUGGGUGCCGGGGCUGUGGAACCAAAUUCCUGCCUCGGUUUCAGUGGGCUCCUAAACAGCAUCAGCUGGUGGUCCUGUAGCUUCUGAUUCAGUGUCCUGGUCCUUGUUGGACUCCAGGAUAAUGACUGAUGGAUCCUUUGUGCCGUUGAGUCCUGGCAAGAUUUGGUAACGUAGCAAUCAGUGGGGGACACAUCAUUCUCCUAGCAUUAUUGUUGACGUUCCUCUUUUGCAGUUUCUCCAAGGUUGCCAAGAAGAUCUCAGAAAUCCACCUGGACAAGCCCAUUCCUCCCCUCAACCGGACAGUCUACUGGCUGGAGUACGUCCUUCGCCAUGAUGGAGCGCCAUUCCUCCGCCCGGCCCUCUACAAACUUUCCUUUUACGAGUAUUACUGCUUGGAUAUUUUGGCGGUGCUGCUGCUGUUUGUGGGAGCCAUCAUCUAUGUUGUCUUCAGGCUGAGCUUGCGGUACAGAAGGUCCGACGUCAACCCAGCACACCUGAAUGGCCACGUUUUGAAUGGGCACGUCUUGGAAGGGAAGAAAGUGCAGUAGGACUUGGCCCUGAUCUGAGUAGACUGUGCCUCUCUGAAUAGAAUAGAUAAGGGCGGUGAUAAGGCCAAAAAUGGAUAGGGCUGGACUUUGUGGGAGCUUUGAGAUGGGAUCUAAGUCUGUGAAAUGCUGGAGAGGACAACAUCCUCUUUGCCAUUCUCCCAUGCUAUGUAAGACGGUGAGGAGAGAGCAGAGAUUAUGCUUUUUAGAGUGAGUGAGUAGCUGUGGAAUGCCACUGCCCCAUAUUGUGUAAGGAUAAAGGGAAAUCCUUUAUUAUUAUUGCAAGGAACCUGAAAAGUGGUGCUUUAAAAGUUUGUUUCAAACGGCUGCUACUCCUCAGCUUUCCUUGGCGCACCACACUCUUGCCUUUGUGUGAUACUGCAUCAUUUUUUUAAAAAAAUAAACCGCAAAUUGCUUCCCUCCAACCAGCGUGUGAAUGUGAAUUUGAAGGCAGAAGCAGAUAUUUCAGGUUUGCGGUUCUUGUUGGGAUCGAGGUGCAACCGAUGGCAAUCUGCCCCAUGCUUCGCUUCAAGGGAGGAUCCUUCCUUCCUCAACGAGAAUGAUCUAAAUGAUUGGGAGAAGUUGAGCAAGCGAGGUUCUGCGCCACUAGAGCCUUUCAAAUACCUGAGGGAACACUGCCCUUUCCUCCUACAUAUUGUACCUGCCUCUGAUUUCACCACUGAAACCAGCUCUUUUGUUGUUGCUUCCCCAAGAACUGCUUUCCUAGGUCUUUCCUGUCCCCACUUGGAAUGCCCCCGCGUUGCAAACUUGAAGGGGGAAGGACGAAAACAGGGAAUGGUCAAGGAAGGAGAGAGAGGGACAGGAUGGGUGCUUCUGACCACGUGGGCUCCUUUCUCCCUCCCUAGUCCUCCUCUUUCUCCCUGCAGGGAGUUGCAAGAAUAGCGAAGAGUCUCGCAGUAACUCGCAAGACUUGAAGGUGCCACAAGUCUGCUUGUUGGUUUUGCACAGCAUGCUAAUGCAGCAGUUGUGGUUGUGUUUUGAGACAUCCUCCUGGUUCCUUCUCAAGUUUUAGAAGCCUCCCAUCUGCAGGGUUAUGGUUGCAUAACCUACGACGUCAAAAAGAUAGCAAUCUCUGUGUUUUUCCUGCCUCCAUCUCCAUUGCAAACCCACACACUGUUUUGUGCUCUGCUCUCCAAGGCUGUCUUUUGAAGAUUCCCCCCAAAAAUCUCCUACAGAUGCUUACUAGGAUACAAAAGGAGAAAAUACACAUUAAUAUUGCCAUCUCUGUUGGAAGGGAUCCCAAGGGUUAUCUAGUCCAACCCCCGGCAAUGCAGGAAUCUCAGCUAAAGCAUCCAUGACAGAUGACCAUCUAACCUCUGCUUAAAAACCUCCAAGGAAGGAGAGUCCACAACCUCCCUAGGGAGACCGUUCCACUGUUGAAGGUCUCUUACUGUCAGAAAGUUCUUCCUGAUGUUUAGUCAGAAUCUCCUUUCUUGUAACUUGAAACCAUUGGUUUGAGUUCUGCCCUCCAGAGCAGGAGAAAACAAACUUGCUCCCUUUUCCAUGGGACAGCCCUUGAGAUAUAUGAAGAUGGCGGUCGUAUCUCAUUCUCCUCUUUUCCAGGCUAAAGAUACCCAUUUCCUUCAACCGCUCCUCAUAAGGCUUGGUUUCCAGACUCGUGAUCUUCUUGGUCACCCUCCUCUGCACACGUUCUAGCUUGUCAACACCCUUCCUAAAUUGUGGCGCCCGGAAUUGAACACAGUAUUCCAGGUGUCGUCUGACCAGGCAGAACAGAGUGUGACUAUUAUUUCCCUUGAUCUGGACGCUAUACUUCUGUUGAUGCAGCCUAGAAUAACAUUAGCUUUUUUUGCUGCUGCAUCACACUGUUGACUCAUGUUAAGUUUGUGGUCCACUAAGACGCCUAGAUCCUUUUCACAUGUACUACUAGUAAGCCAGGUGUCCCCAAUCAUCUUAUAUUUGUGCAUCUGGUUCUUCCCGCGUAAGUGCAGAACCUGACAUUUGUCCCUGUUGAAAUCAAUUUUGUUAGCUUGGGCCCAGUUCUCCAAUCUGUUCAGGUCAUUUUGAAUUACGAUUCUGUCUUCUGCGGCAUUCGUUACCCCUCCCAAUUUGGUGUCAUCUACACAUUCGAUGGGACACGGGUGGCGCUGUGGGUUAAACCACAGAGCUGAGAACUUGCUGAUCAGAAGGUCGGCGGUUCGAAUCCCCGCAACGGGGUGAGCUCCCGUUGCUCGGGAGUGCAAGUAGAUAAAUAAGUGCAAGUAGAUAAAUAAGUACCGCUCCAGUGGGAAGGUAAACGGCGUUUCCGUGCGCUGAUAUAUCUGAAUCAAUACAACCCUCUGCAUUUGGGGCUUCCCUCGAGGGUGUGUCUAUGGGUGCUAUCACAAAAGUGUGAAAGUUUGAAAGAGAUGGUAACAUGACCGCUCUCUUGAGCUUUCUGAAAUGAAAUUUCAGAAAUCUGCCUGAUAAAAAGGUAAAGGGUCCCCAGACCAUUAGGUCCAAUCGUGACCGACUCUGGGGUUGCGGUGCUCAUCUUGCUUUACUGGCUGAGGGAGCCGGCGUACAGCUUUCGGGUCAUGUGGCCAGCAUGACUAAGCCGCUUCUGGCAAACCAGAGCAGUGCACAGAAACGCCGUUUACCUUCCUGCCGGAGUGGUACCUAUGUAUCUACUUGCACUUUGACGUGCUUUCGAACUGCUAGGUGGGCAGGAGCAGGGACCGAGCAACGGGAGCUCACCCCGUUGCCGGGAUUCGAACCGCCGACCUUUUGAUUGGCAAGCCCUAGGCUCUGUGGUUUAACCCACAGCGCCACCCGUGUCUGAAAUGAAAUUUCAGAAAUCUGCCUAAUAGCUAGUGUUAAAUUCGAACUUCAGCUUAGUCCCUGUGCCUCUGGUGGGGUGGGAGGACAAAAAUGCAAAAAACCAAAAACCUCCAGUGCCUUUUUUUUUUUAAGCGUUUUGCCUUACUAAUGAAAUGUAUGUUGAAGCUGCUCCCAGUUUGACCCUUUUGUUUUUACUGUUUUCGUAGAAUAAUAGAAUUGUAGAGUUGGAAGGGACUGUGAGGGUCAUCUAGCCCAACGCCUUGCAAUGCAGGAAUCUUCUUUGCCCAGCGUGGGACUCGAACCCACAACCUUGACUUUAAGAGUCGUAUGCUGUACGGACUGAGCUAUCCACUAUCUGCUAUUGUCCUGUGAGUUUUCCCUUCCUAGGCAUUGGGUGGGGUGGGGGGAGGAAGAAAUAAACUUGCAUGUCUGAAAAGUUUGUCCCAUUUAACCUCUUUUUCUUUUCCUUUAUUUCUUUCUUUAUACCGCCCCCCCUUUCUCUUCAUGCUUAUAUUGUAUUUAGGACAAAGUUUUAGUUUGUACAAAAAAAAGAGGAAAAUAUAUUUAAUAUUAACUUUUGUAAUUCUCUCUAUAAACCCUAAUAAAAUGUAUUCAAUUUUUGUGUGUGUGUGUGAAAAGUUUGCCACAGGGCCCACAGCACUGAGACUAACCCCAUUGGUUUGUAAAUAUUUAUUUACAGUGGUACCUCGGGUUAAGUACUUAAUUCGUUCCAGAGGUCUGUUCUUAAUCUGAAACUGUUCUUAACCUGAAGCACCACUUUAGCUCAUGGGGCCUCCUGCUGCCACUGCGCCGCCGGAGCACGAUUUCUGUUCUCAUCCUGAAACAAAGUUUUUAACCUGAAGCACUAUUUCUGGGUUAGCGGAGUCUGAAGCGUAUGUAACCUGAAGCGUAUGUAACCCGAAGCGUAUGUAACCCGAGGUACCACUGUACUUGCCUUUAGUGCCCAAGAUGAAGGGCAAGUUGUACGGAAGCCAAGCAGACCAGCAGUUGACAGAAUAGAAUCCUCAAUCGUGCCUGAAAGCAAGGAAAGUCAUAAGGCACACACUAUUCUGUCUCCUGACAUUUCCCACUGCUGCCUACUUUGCAGUAUCCGCUGCCUGAGGCGUCUGGCUCCCUCCAAGCGGAGGCAGCUGGGGGCCAGUCUUGUUCACAGCCCUCCUUCCUUUCACCAGGGCACCCAACCGGCGCUCGCGCUCGCACACCGUCACCACCACCGCCAGCAGCUCCUUCACGGCCAACUGGUCGUCCGCUUCCAGCACGCUCGCCUACGACCGAGAGUUCCUCCGGACGCUGCCCGGGAUCCUCAUGGUGGCCGAGAUUGGCUGCCUUCAGAUGUCUUCUGAAAGUCAGAUAGUUGGACUCCCGGGCUCCCAGGACUGCUGCCGCCAGCACUGCCAGCGGAGAGGAAUCGGGGGUGCCCGGGGCCUCUAUCAAAGGAGCCAAAACACCCCCCCACGACCUUGAUUGAGCCGGAAAGGCACCCGACCACCCCCAACAGCCGAGAGGAGCUCCAAAACCAGGAGGACAGUGGAGCUAACGCAAAGAGGGAGAAAGAAAGGGGAGAGAGGAAGAAAAAGAAGAAAAAGCAAAGGAGCCCCAACUUUACCGCUGCUGCCCCCCAUCUCUGCCGACGGGAAAGAAGAGGAGAGGUAGGGAAGGCAAAGAGGCUCCGAAACAACACGUGGCUGAUCCGACCGGAGCUCCAGCGGCACGGAACACAGGACAGCCGCACAACCAAGGCCAGCGCAGACCGGCAGAAACGACCCCCUUCAUUUUUCCUUCUUUUUUUUUUGUUUGUUUGUUUGUUUGUUUGUUUUGUUAAUCCUUUUCUUUUUAACCCCUUCCCCCCCUUUUUGCUCUCCUCUCUCUCCACCCUUCCUUAUUUUUUUCCUAUUAUCCCACCCUUCCAUCCCCAACAUUGUUUUCUAUCCCCUUUAUUUUUUAAAAUCAACCCCCCCCCGUUUAGCCUGUUUGUCAGUUUGUUUCUGAGGGGGGAGCCCUUUCUCCCCACCCACUCUUGUAAAAUAAGACUUUUUCCCCAUACCAUUGCCACAGCUCACCCUCCCUCCCUCACCCCUCUUUUCUUCUCCUUCCUUUCCCCACCCUUCCCCCUCCUCCUCUCCUUUUCUCUCCCUCCUCCCUCUCUCCAUCCCCCCUUCCCCUAAAGGAAACACACACACACAUCCAUAUCACCAUAUCAUACUUUGACCCCCACAUACUAUAGCUAAAACUACUGCUGCAAUCUAAUACAGCUGAUAUUACUGUACUAUCUCUCCUCUCUCUGUCAACUCUAUUUGUGUCUCUCUCUCUCUCUCUUCUCUUUUACUCCAAUCUCCCCUCUCCCCCCACCUCCCCCUUCUUCUUUCUUUCUUCUUCUUCCCUUUUUCUCCCUCCACCCUUUACAUAGAGCCUAUUUGUCUGUCUCUGUUUCUGAGCGCACUCCCAACCCCAACUCCCACCUUAGCUGGACCCCAGUACCCCUUUUGGGUAUAUACAACCCCCUCCUAAACACAUAUUUCCCCUGGCCCCACCCCUCUAAUCUUUUGCAUCUCUACCUGCUAACCACCCCCUUUAUAUGAACUGUCUGCCCGUUAGUCUACCCAUCUCUGCUUACCUGCGCCCCGCUUUGGCGGCACCGCUGAGGCAACUACAGAAACCCUAGAGAAGUUCUCAAAACACAGGCUAGAAGUGACACAAAUGACCACCUAAUUCAAACGCUCUGUUUAAGCCACCAAGAAAGAACGCCUGAUCAGCUCAGCAACCCAACAAUACCCAGGAAUCACCACUGCCACAACUCCUAACCACCACACGCCCUACUCCAAGAGGACGCCAAGCCAACCUCAAACCAAAACCAUCAGGGAGACUGAGAUGACACCAACCAGGGAGAUGACAAACAAUGCUAAGACGGUAACUCCCCUUCAAGAUGAUGACCACCCAAUAACGAAACGAGAUUUGAGGGAAAUGGAAGCAAGAUUAGAAGCACGAUUAGAAGAAACACUGAAGGCCACAAUGGCUCCCAUGCAGGUACUAAUCAACAACCUAACCUCCAAAGUGGAAGCUCUAGAGAACAAGAACCAAAUGCAAGAAAGAAUAAUAGAGCAAUACCGGGAGGAGAACGCACGUGUGAACAAGAAACUGGACGAACUGGUAAACCAAAUUGAAGCAGAACACAGAGAGAUGAAAAUUAAGCAAGCCGACCUUGAAGACCGCAAUAGACGUUGUAACAUCCGCUUCCGCAACUUUCCUGAAAAAACAGAGGAGAAAAGCCCAGCAGACCUAAUUAUACGCUGGCUGAAAAACACAAUCCCAAGCCUGAAACUUGAGGCAGAUGACUUGGAGAGGGCUCACAGAGCCCUAAAACCUAUGCCAAAACCCAGCGCCCCCCCAAGAGACAUCAUUGUAUGCUUCACACGCUACAAAAAGAAGGAAGAGGUAUGGUACCACCUCAGAAACUCAACCAACCUUCGAUAUGGAGAAAUCCCCAUACUGGCCUUACAGGACUUAUCUCAGGAUACCCUAAACCGAAGGAAAAGCUUGCGCCCAUGCACCCAGCGUCUCCAACAAGCAGGGAUCAAAUACCGAUGGGGCUUCCCCUUCCGCCUCAUUGUAACAACCAAUACAACACAACACAUGGCUACCAACAUACCUGAGGCCCUGCAACUACUAAAGAACCUUGAACUCGACCUCCCACCGGAAUGGCAACCGACAAACCCACCAAGUGACAGCCCCAACCAUGAGGAAACAACAGCAAACAACUGGACGACGGUACAGAAGAAAAAGAAACAGAAGCGGCACAACAGUGCAAACCAAUACAGAGAAGCAUCACGCUCAGAAUCGUCCCGCCGGCCAUAUGACACAAGAAACCAGACCAAGAUUAACCAAACCAACUCAUCGCAGAUGGACAACCCUACAACAACAACAACCCCAGCUGAAUGAAGCAACCAGGAAAAAACCACAAACUGAAGGACUGGUGAUUCCCCCCUGUCCCCCUCCCUCCCCCAAAACCCAUCGAUGCCGUGAACACCAUCAACAUCCUCCCCCACCCCCGCACCCCCCCAGAAAUCCCCGCCCCAACACCAGUCCAGACGACCUCAACCACAUUCCACAUCACCCACACCUUCAACAUCCCCAUACCCCAUACUAAGAAAAAACAACUCCAACCUUAAUAACACAACCCACAGUCAGGCUAAAAUCUGAUACCCAACCAGCACUAUGGUGGCACCAGAGCGUACCAGCACCCACAUCCCCACCCCAACACACCAACAAUGUUGCUCAUAACAUUGGCAACAUUGCUUACGAACCUUAUACCUGACAGCGACGUUACAAAGUCACUUCACACUGUCUCACUGAUACCCCCAUCGCAAACAACAGGGGGGAUGGCCUGUCCUUGAACACGGCCUUCCACACCAGCUGAGACCUAGGACCAACCGGCUAAAUGCCAGAUGGCCUAAAAUACCCCAAACAAACACCUAUAUGACUACAUAUAGGAAACUCUCUACAACUUACCCCCUACUCUUUAACCCAAAUCUUACUCUAAUCCCAUUAGCCCCCCACCCCCCACACCCAAGGUCAGCGCAACCCCACAGGUACAUUAAACAACACGAAGAGAGAGAUACAAGACAACCCAAACGGGUUGGCAGGGAAAAGCCCCACAAAAUAGAUAAGCAAGAUGGCUAACCUAAAAGCAAUUACAUUAAACGUGAGGGGGCUGGGAAACCCCAUCAAAAGAAAACGCAUCACCUCAUACAUAAACACCAUGAAACCACACAUCACCUUCCUACAAGAAAUACACAACCCACCCAAAGGCAGCAAACUCCUGAGCGACCCCCGCUUCAGUCAACAGUGGGUCGCACGAGGCUCAGGGAAAGCUCGUGGUGUAGCCAUAAUACUCAGUAGAGACCUGAACUUCACUGCCACAACAGUCCUCAAGGACAAAAAGGCAGAUUCAUUUUCGCUAAAGGGACACUAGAUGGCAAAAUCAAACUGACAAUUGGCUCCAUAUAUGCCCCAAACACGAAACAAUUAGAAUUCUUCCAGAAGACACUAAACAAAUUCCUCUCCUUCUCUGAUGGGAAGCAAUCCUAGGAGGGGACCUCAAUCUAAAUAUGAAAGGCAUAGCCCUGAAAGAUAUCCACCCUACAACCCCAUGGGCAACCUUCCUCCGAAGGAAACCCCCAACAACUAGGAACCCUUACAAGUUACUAAAAAUGCUAAAAAGCAGGGGUCUCUACGACAUUUGGGGUGAGCAAAACCCGGGAGACAUCAGCCAUACAUUCCAAUCGGGACGCCAUGAUACAGUAUCCAGACUGGACAGCAUUCUACUCACACAGGGUCUGAUCCCUCAGUGGAAUCAACAAACAUAGGUAACAUUAAAAUCACAGAUCACGCCCCAGUAGAAGUCAUCGUUAAAAUAGGAGAAGGAACACAAACCACCCCAUCAUGGUCCUUCAGUCCCAUCCUAACUACAAACAAACAAAUUAGAGAGAGUCUCACAAAAACCCUCCAAAACUACUUCAAGGAAAACGAUGUAAACAAUAUAACAACCCCCCUCCUAUGGGACGCAAUGAAAGCGGUCACCAGAGGAGCUUGCAUAAAAGAGAAAACAUUCCUUAAAAACCAGGGCACCCAACCAGACCCAGUCCUGCUUAGCUAACACUGCAAGGGACUGGACGCAGAUAGCUUUAUGAAUUGCGGCUUCUACGAGGUGUGAAUGAACUUGCUGUUCCUGUUUGCCUUCCCCUCCCAAUCAGGUUAUUAAGAACCUCACCUAGUCAUGAGGAAAAACUGCUUGCGGUGGCAGAUGGCACCCGAGAUAAUUGUGGUUACAGGAAUGAAGAAACAAAUGUGUGUGCAUUUGGGUGGAUAGUGGAACCUAAAUAUUAGUAGAAUUGUGUGCCAGUUCUGGAAGUGUGUGUACCUUAUUAAGAGGAGUCUCUGUUGUAUUGUGGCCAGAAUGUGAUUUAUGGGCUUCCUCCUUUCUGCUUUCCAUUAGAUGCUUUUGAAAAUAAACACCUGAGGUUUCUCCAUGGAAAUAAGUUGGGCUUUUUUGGGGUUGUUGUUUUUUUAAUUUAGAUUUUCAGAUUUACAAACAAUCAUCAAGCAAACAAAUAAAACCAUUUCCACAAGUUCCCUUGGACUUCCCUCCUCCCUGUCUGUGGGUAAUUUUGUUAACUUUUUCUCCCGCAUCUUCUCUGUCAAUCCAAUUCUAUUAAAUCUCCAAUAAAACCACAGUCCAACUUUUAACUACAAGCGUCAUUCCAAUCCUACUAAUAACCUUAAUUGUUUAUAUAUAUAUUUCUUUCCCAUUCCUUAUUAAAAUUUUGGUCUUCCUGAUUCCUAAUCCCUCCGAUCAGUUUUGCCAUUUCCACAUAGUCCAUCAGUUUAAUCUGCCAUUCUUCUCUGGUAGGUGUGGUGGCUUACAACAUAGUGAAUGUGCUAUAGUUGUGGCUUUGGAAAGAAAGGCAAGGUGUAACUAUUUUAAAGAAAUGAGGUUCAUGGGAAAUUUGGGAUGAAGCGGGCAAGGCUUAGAAAUUUGCAUAAUUUACCAUCUUGCUGAAACUAUUACUUGUCGAUGUCUGAUAGCAGAAUUCUGGGAAUAUUUUCAAGGAAGCACUUUACAGCGUUGAUGAAAGCAUUUUUAAUGUUUCAACUGGGAAGCACUAAAUGCAUGUUCAGAGGCUAUUCUGAAAUAAGCAAAAGUGAGACUUGCAUAGAUUUCAAACUGUAUGUAAAUGUAAUAUAGCACCUUACCAAAUUGCACCUUGUCAGACUUCUCAGAUUUAUACUUGCAAGCCAUCCUGCAUUGGUUCAUCAGGACUACUUUUGCUGGUGCAGCAGAUAAUAUUCUGUAACGUCUCUGAUGCAUUUGCAACUUUCCAGUCUCUCUUUCUCAUUCCUGCUGGAAGAUCAGGAACUUUGCCAUUAGUCUUCCUCCAUGUAAGGCACUCCCAACUGUACAUGAAGCAGGUUGCUGCAUCCAGGGUUUUUUUCUGAUACAUGCAGUAAAUUCAUUGCAGUGAUAAUUUUUGUUCGUGUAGAAAUCAAAUUGCAAUGUAUUCAAGUUCUGUACCUUCAGAUUUCCCUCAUAUAGGCAUAUCGGUGUUUUCAGGGCCAGAUUUAGGUUUGAUAAGGCCCUAAGCUACUGAAGGUAAUGGGGCCCUUUAUAUGUCCAGCUGUCAUUUGUCAACAACACUGUCGCUGUUUUUUGUGUUGAAUAUAAGCUAUAUGGUAAUUUUGAGGGGUGCAGGUGGCGCUGUGGGUUAAACCACAGAGCCUAGGGCUUGCUGAUCAGAGGCUCGGCGGUUCGAAUCCCUACAACGGGGUGAGCUCCCGUUGCACGGUCCCUGCUCCUGCCAACCUAGCAGUUCGAAAGCACAUCAAAGUGCAAGUAGAUAAAUAGGUACCGCUCCAGCGGGAAGGUAAACGGCGUUUCCGUGCGCUGCUCUGGUUCGCCAGAAGCGGCUUAGUCAUGCUGGCCACAUGACCCGGAAGCUGUACACCGGCUCCCUCGGCCAAUAAAGCGAGAUGAGCGCCGCAACCCCAGAGUCGGUGACGACUGGACCUAAUGGUCAGGGGUCCCUUUACCUUUACUUAUGUGGUAACUUAUGGACCUAAUAGGUAUCUAAAGCCAUUUGCACAUAACAAAAAUGUAUUUUAUCAAAGUAAUUGUUGAACUGAAAUACAAUUAAGAAAAAGUAUAUUACUAGUGAAAUACAAUUAAGAAGAAGUAUAUCAACAGUGAAAUAAUUAUUAAGUUCUAACUUAAAAUGGUUGGGGGCCCAUUACUUACAUCAUAGGAGCCUACACAGCACAAAACACUGUUGCUGUAUGUAGGUUUUAUUUUAUUUGUUUUUUAUCUUAUAUUUUAGAAAUGUACAUUCAGUUUGUUUUUUUCCUUUAAUUUUUUUGGAAUGGGUGGGUCCCUAAGCUAUAGCUUGUUUAGUUUAUACGUAAAUCCGGCACUGGUUGUUUUGCAUUCCAAGACUAUCAUUCUUUUAGGACUCACAUUUUCUUGUGAUUCAAGCUGAGAUGCCCAAAUUAGUAAUAUUUCAGUUUCCAGAAGUGUCAAGAUGCUGUCAAUUGUCGUUGCCAAACAAAACAUUACUGGUGCAAUACCCAGUAACUGUGCGUGCAAAGAUUGUAAUCUUGUACCUUUCUUUUCCUAUUGAUUCUUGCCAGGAAUCAUAGUCAGGAAGACUGCUGUCACCCAGGCAUAUAGUCCCAGCCUACAAAAGGAGCGUCUUUAACACCCCCAGGGGCUAAGCUUAUCAGGACAGGAGCUGGGAAUGUCCUGGAUUUCACUAGGGCAUGGAAUCUCCUGCCAAAAUUCCAGGAAUAAAUUUUCAGGCCCAUAGACCUCUCAGUCUAUGAGAAAGUACAGAUCGUCACGGAUCUUUCUAGAAUCUUAGAAGUGCUGUACAUUAUAUUCUUAAUGGCCUGGAACUUGUACUAUCUGUCUGUGGUAGAAAGGUCUUUCGAAGAUCACCCUAGGAAGUGUGAUAUGAGCUGCUUAGAGCAUUGCUCAGUGCAGUAAUAAUUUUUGUGCUAUGUGAUUCUUUGUGAGCCUUGCUGGAAUAUAUGUGUUGCAAUUGUAAUCAUAUUUUGUCUAGUCUGUUGUAAUAAUACUUUGUCUAUUGCCUUGUAACUUCUUAUCGGAUGAGGUUGUUACGGUUGUGACCUUCAGCAUUUUUGGGGGUUGUUAUAUAGAGACAUCACCUUGCCAACAAAAGUAGAGACAUCACCUUGCCAACAAAGGUCCGUAUAGUAAAAGCUAUGGUUUUCCCAGUAGUGAUGUAUGGAAGUGAGAGCUGGACCAUAAAGAAGGCUGAUUGCCGAAGAAUUGAUUCUUUUGAAUUAUGGUGCUGGAGGAGACUCUUGAGAGUCCCAUGGACUGCAAGAAGAUCAAACCACUCCAUUCUUAAGGAAAUCAGCCCUGAGUGCUCACUGGAGGAACAGAUCCUGAAGCUGAGGCUCCAAUACUUUGGCCACCUCAUGAGAAGAGAAGACUCCCUGGAAAAGACCCUGAUGUUGGGAAAGAUGGAGGGCACAAGGAGAAGGGGACGACAGAGGAUGAGAUGGUUGGAUAGUGUUCUCGAAGCUACCAGCAUGAGUUUGACCAAACUGCGGGAGGCAGUGGAAGACAGGAGUGCCUGGCGUGCUCUGGUCCAUGGGGUCACGAAGAGUCGGACACGACUAAACGACUAAACAACAACAGCCAAGACCAAGAUAACACCGCCCGCCCCCGCCCCCCGCAUUGGAUGGAACUUAAGAGCAAACAUAGACUUGAACCCGCCACAGUUAAAAGGGGGAGGGUGGACCACAUUGUUUUAUUAAUCUGUUCCAAUAUUUCUUGGUCGGUGGCUUUUGAGAUGCAAUUCACGCCAUUCGUGUGAAUUCAGCGGCCACUUGUAAUGCUCUGCUGCCACCUUCUGGCCAAAUAUAUAUUGCAUGGCCACCCUCUGAGCAGAUGCACCCCUCACUGGGUUGUUGUUCAUGGGUGUAGCCUGGAUUUUUUGUUGGGAGGGGCAGGCUUUUGUUAGGGAGCAGCAGAACCUCGGAUUUGCAUUGAGCUGUAUUGAUUUGUAUUGACUGGAAGGACAGCUGCCCCCCUUUCCCCCUUGGCUAUGUCCAUGUUGUUGUUGGCAUCCGUCUGCCUCAAGAGACAAUGGAGUGCGCCUCCAGGGGUGAAGUAAAACUGUUGUGUUGCCAGCACUGAAGCAAUCUCCCCAAGGCACAGGCCUGGGCAGUGUGUCUGGAGGUUCUGGGCUGCCUAGAUAACAAGACCCCACCGCCUUGGCCUCACUGAUGUGGUCCAAAGGAAAGCAGAGCAAUAUGUUUGGCUAGCUCUGCCUUCGAGGAGCUAGGAGCCUUGGAGCGGGGGGAGAUCCCCACUGAUGUCCAUAGGGACUACCCCGCCUGCACAAAGUCUCCUAGCUGUGGGGAAUAGUAGUGGGAGGGUCUCCCUUGCCAACAUGGCCUUCUCAGUAAGAGAGAUGUGGGUGGCGCUGUGGUCUAAACAACUGAGCCUCUUGGGCUUGCCGAUCGGAAGGUCAGCGGUUCGAAUCCCCGUGAUGGGGCGAGCUCCCGUUGCUCUGUCCCAGCUUCUGCCAACCUAGCAGUUCGAAAACGCACCAGUGCAAGUAGAUAAAUAGGUACCACUGUGGCGGGAAGGUAAACGGCACUUCCGUGUGCUCUGGCACUUGUCACAGUCAUCUGUGCACCAGUAGCAAUUUAGUCAUGCUGGUCACAUGACCCGGAAAACUGUCUUUUUUACCUCCUCAGUAAGAACUGGGUUUGUGCCUUGUGCACACAUCAAGUUCCUUGUUCCAGAGCCACACUGCUCUGCCACACACCGAUAUGAACCUGGAGGUACACCCCCCCCUCCCCGGAACAAAAAUGGAAAAGAGGAAAGUUUCGGGAUUCAGGCCCAAGGACAGGAAAAUAGGUUAGGGAAGACAGCCAAGUGGCAGGCAGACGUCCAUCAGGCAGGAGGCGGGUAAUUCGAGUAACCGAAGGGGAAAUGCGGCAAUAUCCCCUAAAAUGCCAAGUUUGCCCAGAAUGAGGGGGUACAGCAGACUGAAAACUUUAUGGCAGGCAGUGACUUUCUGAUAUGUCUGCUGACUCUAACCCAAGAACAUUUUGGAGCCGUGUUGAGAAUAUCCUGAUUUGACACACGUCACUGUUCACUUCCCCAGUUGGAGCUGGAUAUGCUGGACUCCCGAUUUGAAUUCAUAGUGGCAGGUGGGGAGCCUUAGCGAAGGGACACUUGCACAAAAGUGAGCACUUUGCACAGGUAAUAAAAACAGACAACGGGAUCCUCUAGAGAAGAAUGGAAGGCAGUUCCCUAAGCACUUAGACGGCAACCGGGAACCUCAGAUCUGCGCCUGCGGCAGGAGUGAAGGGUACAAGAACAAAACAACCCAUACAGGUGAGCAAAGGAGAAGGGAUACCCGGCGCCUGAUGCCUCUAAUCUUCCUUCCUCCAUCCAUGACACAUUCCCAAAGCAGGAACGCUGAAACACCAAUGGCCGCAAACCAUUGAAUAAACACAUUGGGUCAACUUCUCUCCCUCCCUCUCUCUCUCUCUCUCUCUCUCUCUCUCUCUCUUUCUCUCUCAUAUGGGUUUAUUCAUCCAAUACUGGUGAGAUGCUCAGCUCUGUCCUGUCCUCCUUUGCAGGAGGACAAGCAGAGGGCAGAAAAGAGAUCCAUUAG